Molecule: messenger RNA, 429 nt
Organism: Diversispora eburnea
Lineage: Eukaryota; Fungi; Glomeromycota; Glomeromycetes; Diversisporales; Diversisporaceae
Source: the annotation of a GenBank genome assembly
AUGCAAGAAAACCAUAUUGAUGAGGUUUCUCAGUUAGGGAGGCAUCUUUCUACACUUUUAAAAUGGUCAGUUAUAGAUAGAAAGCUUUUUGAAAUACAUGUAACUCCAUUGACUAUUUUGAGACCUGCUCUCCAUCUUAAUAACCUCAAAGUAAUACUUGAAGAAAAUCCUGGCAUACAAACCGAUAAUAUUCUGGAUGUAUUGAUUGAAAAUACUUAUACAGCACUGUCAGCAAUAAUGUCAAUACUCCUUUAUAACUCAGUUCAAUGUCGGGGACUUGGUAGCCACCCAUUAGAAGCUAAUAUAAAGAUUCAGAUGUGGUUAAAAAUCUUAACAGAAUUGUUUGUUUUGGAUCAAAUUCGAUUCGAACCAGUCCGAGAGCUUAACCACCUUAUUCCUGGAAAUGCUAAGGAAGGUUCGAAACAAUGA